This is a messenger RNA of Pediculus humanus corporis (human body louse), 969 nucleotides long. RefSeq lists its product as uncharacterized. Lineage: Eukaryota; Metazoa; Arthropoda; Insecta; Psocodea; Pediculidae. The coding region runs from base 1 to 969 and encodes 322 amino acids. The transcript is spliced from 2 exons. The record is from RefSeq and is a predicted model, not a curated record.
AUGACAUCGCUCAGCAGCGAAAAUAGCAGGUUAUCAUCAUCAUCAUCAUCAGUUUCUGCCAAUGAUAAUGUUAAAAUUUCUCAAAAUAUUUUAGUGAAAGAUCAAAGUAAAAAUGAAAUAAAUAACAAAAAUAUAUUGUUACUGAAUCGUACGAUAAUCGCCCCUGGGUAUGCGUUAAAAAAUUCUGAUUUAUUACGAAUAGCUCCAACGAAAUCGGGUAUUCCUUCAAAAACAAGAUCGUCAAAGUUAUCAGAAUCGAAAAUUUCGGCGGAUCCUUGUUUCAGUUCAGAAAUAAACUGCAAGAGCGAUCGCAUUCAUUUGACAGAACAAUUGAGAAAAUAUGAAAAAAAUACAGCAUCUAAAGAUAUAAUCAAAAAGGAAACUCCAUUGUUGCAAAUCUUUGACGGAAACGUCGUCAUCAGCCAGGAGUUGUCAAUUGAGGAAGUACAAAAUUUACUCUUUCAAAUAAAUUCUAAAUUACAAAAUCAAACCAGCGUUAAUUCAACGGAUUUUCCGAAUGUAACUUUCUCAAAGGAAGAAACCUCAGAUGUUGAAAUUAUAUUAGAAGACAAAAUCACAUCGGACAAGGGAAAUCAGUUUUUUCAAACUGGAAUCACUAAUGUAUUUGAUUCGUCCUCCGAACCUGGAAUCGAGGACCGUUUCGAAUUGAAUAACCUGAAAGCUAAUUUAGUGCCGAUAAAUGGAAAAAUAACAAAUGAUUUAGACCAACCGUCAACGAGUGCGGAAACAAAUUUGCUUUUGUCAUUUAAAAAAUCUGAUAAUCGAAAUUUAGAAUGCAGUGAAUUUGAACAUGACUAUAGUGCUGUGAAUAAAAAAACAGUGGCUGGCGAUAAUGGAAAUCAAAAGAUCAAAGGCUCCCUCGACGAUACCGAGGUAAUGCAAAUAGAAUUGCUCGAAACUGGGAUAGAAUUAGUUAAAAGAUCAAUUUGUGAUUUAAGUCAUGAAUGA